Gambusia affinis (western mosquitofish) is the source of this 3413-nucleotide messenger RNA. RefSeq names its product zinc finger protein 704 (gene znf704). The coding region runs from base 536 to 2095 and encodes 519 amino acids. The transcript is spliced from 9 exons. Gene Ontology annotation, biological process: regulation of transcription by RNA polymerase II. NCBI's taxonomy places the organism in Eukaryota, Metazoa, Chordata, Actinopteri, Cyprinodontiformes, Poeciliidae. Gene Ontology annotation, cellular component: nucleus. The record is from RefSeq and is a predicted model, not a curated record. Gene Ontology annotation, molecular function: DNA-binding transcription factor activity; RNA polymerase II cis-regulatory region sequence-specific DNA binding.
UUGAAGCAGGUCGGCGAUGUGUUUUGCAGACCUGCAAAAUAAUACAACGUAUUACGAGUUGUCUGUCUUUAUGCGGGACCUUUUGACUUGAUUGUGUCGCCAUUUUGUUUAAUCGUGAACAAUGUUGUUACGGCUUCAGAAGGUUGUGAUCGCUCCGCGUUUUUCCGCCGCCCCCCUCGCAGCUCGCUGGGAGCAGUGGGGAAAACAAACAGGUCUAACGGAGGAAGAUUGGUAGCCGGUUAGAUGUGGAGGCUGUUUGGGAGCGAAUGGUUCGUGUUUAUGCCGUCUGUUGCUAAUUCAAAGUUCUGUGGCUUGAGUCCCCUGCAUUCGGGACGCAGUUCGGAAGUUUUUGCCUCCCCCACCGAGUAUGUUGUCGCUUUCCAACAUUUUCGUCGAGGUUGUUGGAGCGCGUAGUCUACCCGCUGCGGUCUUGUGCCAUUCCCGACGUUUUGUUCGCCGCCGCCCGUGUUUCGACGUUUAAUGAAUUAAAGUUCCUGCUGGGAGCGCUCUGAAUACGGCGACACACUCGGCGGAGAUGCACACCAGGCGCCUGGUGAAGCGGUCGAUCCUUGGCAGCCGCGUUUAUGCGACGAGCCCGACUGGGGACGGUGCCCCGGUGACAGGAGUGGUCCAGGCUGUCAAGCAGGAAAACAGGGACGCGUCCGCCGCUGGACCCCGGCGGAGCGUGUACACCGUGCUCCUGCAGGACGGAAGCCUGAAGGAGUUCUCCGAGGAGGAGAUAGCCGCUGGAUCCAACCACACAGCGGCCAAAGGACCGCUCAAGUCCAGCCUGAAGCAAAGCUCCAGUAACGGGGUUUCAGAUGGUCACAAGUUGGAGAGAGGCUGCUGGAGCCCAGAGGCAGUGGAAGAGCAGAGGCCUGUGGACGGGAAGCGAGUUACCCGGGAUCCCGACGCCCGAUCCGUGUCCCUCCUAGAGCAGAAACGCAAAGUGGUCUCGUCCAGCAUUGACGUCCCACAUGCCAGACGGUCAGAGGAGGAGGUGGACAUGGACAAAGUGACGGCCGCCAUGGUGCUGACGAGCCUCUCCACCAGCCCGCUGGUCAGGAGUCCGCCUGUCAAAGUCAGCGAGGGCCUCAGCGGUUCGUGGAAGGACAACGGCUCCGCUGGACCCUUCACCCCGUCCAGCAACAGUUCCUCAGGAGGCUACUGGAGCUGGUCCGCGCCCAGCGACCAGUCCAAUCCGUCCACGCCUUCGCCGCCGCUCUCGGCUGACAGCUUCAAGCCCUUCCGUGUGCCAAGCGUGGGCGGCGUGGGGUCCAACCCGCCGGGGGUGGAGGACCCGAGUCUGGACGAGCAGGACGGCAGCAGUCUGCUGUUCGAUGAGCCCAUCCCGCGCAAGCGCAAGAACUCCAUGAAGGUGAUGUUCAAGUGCCUGUGGAAGAAUUGUGGCAAAGUGCUGAGUACCACUGCAGGCAUCCAGAGACACAUCCGCACCAUCCACCUGGGGCGUAACUGUGAUUCAGACUGCAGCGAUGGCGAGGAGGAUUUCUACUACACAGAAAUCAAGCUCAACACGGAUUCCGUUGCCGACGGGCUGAGCAGCCUGUCGCCUGUGUCCUCCUCCAUCCUCUCUCCCCCGCCGCCGCCCCCGUCGCCUCUGGCCCCUCUCAACCACCAGCCGGACUCCCAGCGACCCGCCCACCCGUCCGACUCCAAGGAGCCUCACCCCGGCGGCACCACCCCGCUCAGCCGCUCCGCUCCAAGCGCUCUCUACCUCAUCCACACGGACCACGCCUAUCAGGCCACAGCUCCGGUGUCCAUCCCCUCCAGCAGCAGCAACUCGUCCUCCACCAGUUUCACUCCCACCAACAGCUCCAGCUUCAGCAUCUCCUGGCAGUCUCCUCCCGUCACUUUCACAGGAAACACGGUGUCUCCCACUAAAAGCCAGGGAUUUGGAGAGCAGCGGUCCCAGACCAUCGCCGUCCUUUCGUCCCCUCCUAGAGCGACCACUGCCCUCAGCCGGAAAGUGCGCGGCGAGGGGAAGAAGUGCCGUAAGGUGUACGGGAUGGAAAACCGCGACAUGUGGUGCACCGCCUGCCGCUGGAAGAAAGCCUGUCAGAGAUUCACCGACUGAUCCCAGCCGGCCAAUGCAACGCCUCAGCAGCAGGCGCCGUAGCUGUUGGCCAGAGAAAUGUGGAGCGAGGGGGCUUCAUUUUGCAUGCAUUUGGUCUUUCUGCAGCCCAGAAUCGCAACUAUCCGUCAAGCUCCGGCCCCUCUUCCACGUUAGCGAAUCUCUUCCAGCAGCGGAGGCAAAUGAAGGAUGGCUGAGCGCCUUCUCUUUCUUUUUCUUUCCUUUUCCUUUUGUUUUUUUCCCAGUUCUGUCCAGGAUUCCUAAUUCUGCCUCCCCCAUCCCCGUCAUUCCCAGUGAAUGGGAAACCCCAGUGCAGCUAAGAGGUGUAAAAAUAGAUCUUUUCAUGUCGGGUUCAGUGUUGCAUCUUUCUAGUUUUGUACAGCUCUGGUUUUAAAUGGAGAGUCUUGUCUAAGAAGCAAUCGAGGAAAAACAAACAACAAGACCAAAAAGUGUUUUUGUGUUAUAAUGAAAAAAAAAUUCAAAAGAAGACUUUUAAUUUUUUAUCCAAAAGAAGAACAUUGGAGGAGAAUUAAUUUUAUUUUUUUGUUCUUCUUUCAACCCUUGCCCUCGUUUUGAUUCAUUUCUGGACGUUUUGAGGUCAUAUUCUAUCCCCGACAUCACAAUCAUUCCUGUUAACUUCAGCACACCACGAGAACGCAAGGGGAUUGGAUAAAAGGUGGGAACGAGAAGGAAGUGAAAGACACACGAGGUGAAUGAUCAAUGCAAACUUAAGUCAGGGAAAACAGAUGGACCACAUCACACUUAAACGAACAAUAACCUGCUUAUUCAAGUCAUUUCCUUCCUGUGGUUCAGGGAUGUGAUUCUCAAGGUGAAAGAACCAGCAGCUUAAACGUCGGGUUUAAGCUCCUGAGAUGGAGCUGCUUCCAUCUCAGCAGCUUCUGAACUUUGUACCAAAAUCUCUUUCCUCUGUCAUGUUGUUCAUGGAUUGUUUUGUUUUUUUGUUUUGUUUUGUUUUGGGGUUUUUUGUUUUUUUUGGGGGCUUUUGUUGCUGUGCCAUGUUUACUUCUUCUUUUAAGCAUGCUGCUUCUUCUCUCGUUUUAAUGGGAUCAAUCUGAAGAUUUUAAACAAAGCGCGUUCUAAAAAACAACUCCCUGGCAGCUCUUGGAGUCGCACCAUUAAAUGAGCAACAUGUUUUCACCACAUGCAGAGAUGAGUAACCCUCUCCCUCCAGUACUUUUCGCAGUGUUCCAAAGGGAACCGCUAAAACGGGAAACUUUUGUUUACAAAUGCUACAAAGGUGCAUCUUUAUUAUCUGUAAGCAAAAGCGAGGAGGGCUGAAAACCAAAAGAAUUGCACUAAU